UCCUCCUCCCUCCUCCUCCUGUGCUGCUUCAGAUCGAUGAGACCUGUGGACUAAAACCUACCUGUGGAUCCUUUCCGGGCAGCAGCACCAUGGGGAUCUCCGCGUCCAGUCUGCUGGAUGAGACCAAAUCUAACUACAUCAAAGGCCAGGCCGAGGCGGAGCUGAAGGCGUUCAGUCCGUACUACAGGAAGCAGUUCUCGGUGGCUCGUUUCUCUCAGGUGGAAGAUGAUCUGGAGCAGCAGAAAGAGCAGACCAGACAGCUGCUCAAACACAGGGAUUCUCCUGAGUCGAGCGCUGUCCUGUACGAGGAACUCGUCCUUUUCUUUGAUGAAACCAGGAAGUGGAAGGAGAGGUACAUGGUGGUGCGAGCCAACUACUGCCUGGAAUGUCACGACAGCUUGGAGAUGUUUAUGAAAGGAGCUCCUCCACGGCAGACACUGCUGCCUACAGGGGGCACUGUUCUGACUACAGAGGAGAAGUAUAUGGCCAUGGUGGACCAGUGCUUCCCUGAUGAUACCAAUGUGAAGGAGGAAUUUGCUCCCCCUCUGACGGGGAUGCCGGGUCAGUUCCCUGUCUACCUGCGGCUACCUUACAGGACAGAUUGUUACUUCUGCUUCAAACAGCAGGCCAAACCGGCCUUCCUCUCCAUCCUGUCCGACUGCAUCCGGCACCAGAACCAAGACUUCCUGAAGAAGAAGACGUGCGAGGUGCAGGCGUUCCUCAAGGCCAUCCAGCUCUAUAGGCAGGACAAAGAACGAUACGAGUCCUGGGACAUGCUGAUCGGAAGUGACGUCAGGGUGAUGGCCAACCUGGUGAUGGAGCAGCUGCUGCCGUCUCUCGAGAAAGAAAUGCUGCCUCGACUCAAAGCCAAGAAGACGGAGAAGAAGAGAGUUUGGUUCGCUACGGUGGAGGCGGCGUACUUCCUGAUUCAGGAGCAUCUUCUGGAGGGACUCUCGGCGCUGAAGGAGGAGUGCCGCGUGUCAGUUAGGCAGCAGGAGGUUCUGAUCCACUCGGACAUGGACCAGAUCCUCGGGUCCAGACGGCAGCUGGAGGAAAAAGUCAGAGACAAAGUAUCGGAGCCGGCAGAGAAGCUGAGCUCGGAGAAGGUGCAGCCGUACCUGGCCUCCGUCCUGGAGGAGCUGAUGGAGCCAAUCAGCUCGGGUUUCCAGGAGGGGCGUCAGCUGAGUGAGAACAUGAUGGACCAGGUGUGUCAGGAGGUGAACGACAACGAGCAACUGAAAAAGUCUUUGGCCAACAUGGCGAGACCGAACCUGCAGAGCUGCUACCAGAUGAUCGGCUCCCUGCAGGAGAAACUGAAGCACCUGCAGGAGAGGUUUGGUUUCCAAAACAUCACAGGAGUGAUCCACAGCGCUCAGAUCGACCUGCAGCAGCUGAUGGAGAAUGCAGCGUACACGUUCGAGCAGCUGUUCUACAAAGCCGUCCAGGACAACCCGUACAACCCCGGCUCUGCCAUCGAAAAGGCCAAACACAGAGUGCUGAAGCAAUAUGAUUACGACAGCAGCACAGUGAGGAAGAGGAUCUCCAGAGAGGCUCUGGUUUCCAUCACUCUGCCCUUCAUCAAGAAGAACCUCGCACCGACCUGCAAAUCUGAGCUUCAGGGACUUGAACAAUCCAUCUACACCGACCACUCCAACUUCGUCAACGUGGAGAACGUUUAUGAGGACAUCCUGCUGCAAACGCUGGACAAAGAGGUCACCACAGUCGUGAAGGAGGCGGCGAAUCUGAUGAAGUACAACCUGUUCAAUGACAGCAGAGACCUGCUCAGUCAGUCCAGCCGCUCCAGCCUCUCUUCCCCGUCCGCCUCCACUCCGGGCAGCCCUGCCAUGCCUAAAACCUCCCCGGGUAAAACCUCCUCCUCCUCCGAGCCCCUGCCCCCAUCUCCUCUGGCGGUGAACGGUUUGUCCUCCAGUCCUGAGAAGAAGGAGGAGGAGCAGGAGGUGAAGGGGACUGACGUGCUGCCGCAGAAUGAGGAAGUGACGGUCACUGGAACACCUCUGGGGAAGGUAGAGCAAAAAGAAGAUGGUCAGAGUGUCGUCGUCAGUGAGGAGGCUGCUGAGGUUAUCGCACCUGAAACAGAAGACGUCUUCAUAACAGUGAAGGAAGAAGCCGACACUCCUGCUUUAGCAGAAACAACAAUUCAGAGUGAGACACCAGUAGUAAAAGCUGCAGCAGCUCCAGAGACUGAAGUGGUUUCUGUCAUAACAGAGAAAGUUGACGCGGCUGCUGAGCCUCAAACACAGAGCACAGACGCUCCAACGGAAGCAGAAAUCGCUGUGUCAGCAAUCCCCGCUGUUAUAGAAAGUAUAAAAACAGAUGUAGAAGCAGCGCAGGUAGACGCACCUGUAACAAGUCCUGAUCCUACAAAUGAACCGGCAAACACUUUAGAGGAGGGUUCAGUUUCACAACCUGCAGCCAGCAGCGGGGAGGAGACCCUCUGUGCAAGCUCAGACAUCAACCUAGAGGCUCCCUCUAGUGGUGAAACACCUGCAGUCACACUUGCAGAAGUCAGCCGGGACUUAAAGAGACGGGAGUCAGAACCACCUGUGGCUUCAGACCCAAAUUCUCUGGAUGUGUCCGUGGGAAGUGAGUCUGCUCCGUCAGAUGUGGAGUCCACUGAGGAGGUCAAAGGCACGCCGUGCAGUGAGGACGAAGUCUCAACCACCUCGGACGUCCUGGAAGAUGAGGCCAACCUGAGUAAAUCGCCUGUGAGCUCAGACGAGCCCGCUGAGGAGAAAUCUACAAGCAAUGAGCCGUCUCCUCAGGCGCAGACGGAAGAAGCUGUGAGCGUCGUUGUGAGCGGGAACAUCGAGGCAGGAGCGAGCGUGGAGUCCCCGGUGGAGGUGGCGGCAGACGCUAAAGAGGACACGCCCUCCAGCCCUGAAGCCCCACCUCUGGACUCCAUCAAGCAGAUCCGGGACCUGGUGGAGGAGGUGAUCGAGGUGGAGGAGCUGGUGCGGCGUUACCCGAGCGGAAUCCCAAAAGAAGAAGAAUGAAGACGAGAAACGAAGAUAACUCGAGACGUUAUUCUACCAAAGGGAACUUGUUUUUUCACCUGAAUGUGACGGUAGCUUUCAUCCAAUCAUCAUUAAUUUAAAACAAAAGCAGGAGAAAGAUUCCUGAGAGUCAUCCAGAGGAGCUUCCAUGAACUUUUUUAAACACAUAUGCAUGAAAUGUUGGUGAACUAUUUAUAUGAAUCAUUUACACAAAUCGAUAUAUAUCAGCUGUUCGGAUGUUUUUAAACCAACUGCUCUGUUUUUAACACUAAAAUGAUUUUUAGUUUUAAUUAGAAUUAGGAAAAGUUUUUUUUUUUUAUUAUGAUCGUGAAGAAAUGUUAAAUUGUGGUAGAUUUAUAUAAAAAAAGUAAAAAAUAAUAAUAUUUAUGGGAAGGUCUUGCUUUGAAGUGAAGAUGAUGUUAAUGUCAUGGCUCUCCAGUCACUUCUAGAAAUCCCUCCGACAGAUAUCACACCAUAUGCAUGCAUCAUCUGAAGGAAAUAUCCCCUGAAACUCCGACUAAAACAGAAGAAUUUAUAUAUUUUUUUCUUGAAUGUGAUUAUUUUUUUGACCUCAUAAAGGAUUUAUUUUAUACCUACGAACAGAACUGAAGAAGUAGCUCAUCAAAGUGCCUUUCCAGUAACCUCCAUGUUGCCUCCCGAUGCUGACGGAAACCGACCUCAUCCACGUGAAUGUGGUUGCCAUAGUAACUGGGUCUGUACACCUGUGCGUGCCUUCACCUGUAGAGCAUCUCAUUCAGACUUGGUUAAUGACACGUUUAUCUGACUGUAAGCUGUUGAUGGAAACAUUGUGUGAAAAUAUGAAUAAUAAAAAAAACAGAGUCUAUAAACAAA
This is a messenger RNA of Labrus bergylta (ballan wrasse), 3866 nucleotides long. It is a transcript of the gene niban1a, whose product is annotated as niban apoptosis regulator 1a. The record is from RefSeq and is a predicted model, not a curated record. NCBI's taxonomy places the organism in Eukaryota, Metazoa, Chordata, Actinopteri, Labriformes, Labridae.